Molecule: messenger RNA, 4817 nt
Organism: Dromiciops gliroides (monito del monte)
Lineage: Eukaryota; Metazoa; Chordata; Mammalia; Microbiotheria; Microbiotheriidae
Gene: SUDS3
Product: SDS3 homolog, SIN3A corepressor complex component
Exons: 12
Coding region: 411-1196 (261 amino acids)
Biological process (GO): negative regulation of transcription by RNA polymerase II
Cellular component (GO): Sin3-type complex
Molecular function (GO): histone deacetylase binding
Source: RefSeq, a predicted model, not a curated record
AGGAAGGCCCCGCCUCUCCCGUUCGGAGUCCUAGAGGUGCGGCUCUGCGCCCACGCUUCUGCUUGGGUCAAAGGUCACCUCACUCCUCUUUCCUCCCCCCCACCCCCAAGUCCGAGGUCACGACCCGGGUUGGGGAUGCCCUGGGCUGCCCCUGGGGGCCCGGGCCCCGGCCCGGGCCCAAGGGUGUCGGCCGGGGUUGCCUUCGCGGGGCAGCCGCCACCGAAGCCAGCACGCCCAGGGCACCUUUUGCUGGAGGGGCCAGGCAGGAGGUGCUUUGAGAUCCUGCACCUCCUUAGGCUGCGGAGGACUUCCCAGGGCUUCGUGCACGGGAGCCUGUUAAGACCCUGGGAGAUACUGAAGAUGCUAGUGAAACUGACCUGGCAAAGCACGAUGAGGAAGAUUAUGUCGAAAUGAAGGAACAGAUGUAUCAGGACAAACUGGCAUCUCUCAAGAGGCAAUUGCAACAACUGCAGGAAGGUACAUUACAGGAAUAUCAGAAAAGGAUGAAAAAACUGGACCAGCAGUACAAAGAAAGGAUACGAAAUGCAGAACUCUUCCUUCAGCUGGAAACAGAACAGGUGGAGAGGAAUUACAUUAAGGAGAAGAAGGCCGCUGUGAAGGAAUUUGAGGAUAAGAAGGUGGAGCUAAAGGAGAACCUGAUUGCUGAACUUGAGGAGAAGAAGAAAAUGAUUGAAAAUGAGAAGCUGACUAUGGAGCUGACGGGAGAUUCCAUGGAGGUGAAGCCCAUCAUGACCAGGAAAUUGAGGAGGAGGCCAAAUGAUCCAGUUCCAAUCCCUGACAAGAGAAGGAAACCUGCCCCUGCCCAGCUGAACUAUUUGUUAACAGAUGAACAAAUCAUGGAGGACCUCAGGACGUUAAAUAAGCUUAAAUCACCCAAGAGACCAGCAUCUCCCUCUUCUCCGGAGCAUCUCCCUUCCACGCCUGCAGAGUCUCCUGCCCAACGGUUCGAAGCUCGGAUAGAAGAUGGUAAACUCUACUAUGACAAAAGAUGGUACCACAAGAGCCAAGCUAUCUAUCUGGAGUCAAAAGAGAACACCAAGAUCAGCUGUGUGAUCAGCUCUGUUGGCGCCAAUGAGAUCUGGGUACGGAAGACAAGCGACAGCACGAAGAUGAGGAUCUACUUGGGGCAGCUUCAGCGAGGGCUCUUUGUGAUCCGCCGGCGCUCAGCUGCGUGACACCCUCUCCUUCCCCGCUGCGGCUUUUCCUCGAGCGGCUUUUGGUUUGGGUUUUUGAGAGAAAUUAAAUUUACAGGGAAUACUAGUGACUCCGCCUUGGAAACGGACAACACUGUGUUAUGGAUCCUAUAACCACUUUUGUGGCUGGCCACAUACUCCUUGGAUUAGUUCUUGGCCCUCCCAUGCAACCAGCCCCUCGAUUUCUUCCAUACUUCACCUUGAGACUGUUACAUUUAGGCGAGAGAGCAAGAGCGUGCAAGUGAGCUUGUGCGUGCACAGCUGUGCAUUUGUGUUUUGGUUAAUGAAAAAUGAUCUUACUCAUCUGAUGUCUUCAUGUCUUUAUACUCUUAAAAGUGGAGGACAGUGUGGGGGCUGCAGUAUUUGCGUUUUCUCAUAGUUUAGUGUUUUGAAUAUGAUCAGUGCAAGUCACAUAGCCUUGUCCCAGGUCAAGAGCUAGAUUUACUAUUUCUCCAGCAGCCUCAGGGCAGAGGUUUGAGCAGAAGGAGAUUAAUUCUUCUGGUUCUCAGAUGCCCCUGUGGAAUACUUUCUGUAACAUCUGGCACAUGCCAACAGUUCCACCAGAUGAGCUACUAAAAGAUUUGCCCAGGAUUCCAGGUGUACUGGAAGAAAUGGGGAGAAGAUUAAGAUUUCAUAACAUAGUAAUGUUAUCAUCGUUUGAAUAAUAUUCAAUGGAUAUAGUUUAUUCAGGCACCCUUGGUUAAAUCCCAAGGCAUUUGCAAACUUUUUUUUUUAAUAUUUGGACAAAAAAAACCCCAACGUCCUUUUGAGAGGAUUGUGUCUUGUUAGUGUAUUUCUUUUCCUAACUCCAAAUAGAUGGAGGGGCACAAACUGCAGUCUUAAGUUAAUUGAGUUGUCUGCAAGUAGUAGAAAGUAAAGGAGACUAAUAGCAAUGGUAUAAUCACUGCGAGGUGCCUCCCACACAAAAUUCAGGAUUAUUCUUGCUGAUUCAGUUUGCAGCUCAUUGACCAUUUUGGAACAGCUACUGUUAGAGACUUUUUUGGGGGAUGGUGCUCCUAGAUUCCCACAGGAUUGGCACAAGCUGAAAUGGAAUCAUUAUGCCUUGACUGUUGGUGAACUUGACACUAGAGCAAAUGGAAUCCAGAUGCCACUCUGUACUUUAUGCUCCCCAUCACUCUCCACUCCCUCCUCUCCAUCCUCUCCUCCCCCCUCCCCUUUUGAUAACUGGAGAAAUGACUCAAUAGUUAAUAGUAUUUUCUACAAUAGUGAUGUCAUUUUGAAAUGUUUGUAGUGACCUUGACAUUAGGACCUCAGAGGCAAUUAGCAGCAGGAAUCACGUGUCCUACUCAAUCUGUUUGUUGUAAAUGGUUUCAUUUACCCUGAGAAAUUCUUGUUAACCUCAUAUCUCUUGAUAUGCUACCUAAAUGACUUAAGGAUUAGAACUAGCAUAAUUACUCUCAUUAGGGUGUUACAACAGAAACCAAGGAUACCUGUUUUGGAGUGAGUAUUUAUAAAGCUUUAUUUUCAAUAUGAUUUUAAGCUCAUUUUCUCUUAAUUUUCCUUGUUUCCAGAAAAAAGAUAAUGAGGCUAUUUUUUUUUUAAAGUUGUUUGGGUGUUUAAAAAUUUUUUUUUUCUCUUUCCUGGUACUGAUCGUGUCAUGUAUUACAAUCAAGCAUUAGCCAGAUUAGCUUUCAUUCAUGCAUCUCUCUUUGACUUGUAGAUCCUCCAGGCCAGAAUUGUAGCACAGACUGUUCUUUGUCACUUUGUGGCUGUCAGGAACUUCUCACACUUGAAUUUUCAGCAUUAGCAAUGCCACUUGGAUCUCAUGGAAAAAUUGGUUACUGCCCCCCCAAUAAGUAACAUACCAUGCAUGGUUGAACCUUUUGGUUAUCCUUGGGUGUGGGCAUACUCAUUGUGUUACAUUCUUACAAACAGGCUCUUGGUAGUUUGAACAAGCAGGCAUUUUUCCUGCUCAUCAACAACCCGCCGUAGCAAAUCUCAUGAAAUCCAGAAUACCAAAGUUUGUUUUUCUCAGAGACAAUUGUCCCUGAUCUCAUUCACUGCCCUCGGCAGCAUAGAGAGCUGCCUUUUCUUUUUCUUCCAUCAGGGGGUGUGUCUGUGCUUUUGUAACAUGACCAAUUAAAAAAAAACAAGUCAUGCUUUGAGAAGUUGUAUAUGCUCUCUUCCUUUUGUAACUUUGAAAAAACCAUUGAGGCCAAUAAUAACCCACUGUCUCCAUCAUCACUUUUUUAUGCUCCCUGAGCACCGUAAUGUCCCAUAAUAGUUAUUUUAUGACUCUUAAGCUCACCUUGAUGACGAUCUAAUAACUUUAAAGUGGGCUUUUGGAACACAGUGUACUAACUUGUCUCCCUUGCCUCCAGAAAGUUCAACUUGUAUUUAAUUUAAAAGUCUGAGAUUGUUAACCAAGGAAUUUUCUAAUAAGACUUCAGUUGUUCUUUCUGGUGGUCUAUAAGAUAUCUGGAUGUGAGAAUUUCCCUCUCAAAAGAUGGAAAUCAUUCUGAGAUUGGAAAAUGUGUCGAAGAGGAAAGACAGAUUGGCUUUGGGAGAGAGUCGAAGUAUAAGAGGAGGGGAGGCUUCCAUGAAGACCCAUUUGCCUUGAUCAGGCCUUCAACUCCAGACAGCAAUCACUUGGAAAGAUCUAGGAUUAUGAAAUAUCUAGCCCCUAGAUCUCCAGGUUAACUCCUAAGUUAAAAGUAUUUCCUUCAGAUAGCUGGCUUCUUUAGCACUUGGCACUUUCAAAAAGGUCAGUCCAAAUAAUUCUGUUUUAUAGACUGUGAGUAUGUAUGUGUGUUCUUGUCAGGCAUACCUGCCUGCAAUAUUGUAAAUAGUUCCCUGCUGCGGUCCUGCCCCUAUUCCUACUGCGCCCCUGCGUUAGGUCCUUUGAAGUGCCGGUGUCUUUUUUGAAAAAAAAAUUUCAGAUAGCUUUUUGUAGCUGUACCAAAGCCAGGAUGUUUUGGGUAGAUUUGUGGCAUUUUUGGUAUCUUUAUUUGUGAAAUGUCUACCAAAUAAGUAGCUGUAAUUUUUUUGUUGCCUUAGACUGAGACAAAGUUGAAAUCUCAGUGGCUCAUGUGCAAAUCACGUCAUAUAUGCCAUUCGAUGGGUUUCAUUUUUUGGGUUGUGUUUGUGGUUUGAUCUUUGUGAAAUGCCAUUUGGAACCCGUGGUAGCCUGUGGCUUUCCAUCUUUGAAGAGUUUUGAGGAGUGGGUGGGAAAGGGGAAACCCUUGCUUUUAAAAGGAAGUGGCUCUAACUAGGAAGAAGUCACUUUUAAUUGAACCCUAACGAAGAAAGCUAAGUUUUCUUAUUGUAAUAUUUCCCUAGUCCUUGAUUUCUUACCAGUUUUGUCAAUUAAAAAAAAUAAAAGAUAACCCUGCUCAUUUAUUUCUUGGGUCUGGGAAUCUCACUGCAAUGGCUGCUUUUUUGCCAACUUGCCAAAAGUUCAAACCAUUGCAACAGACCAGAAAUGACACGCAAAAUUGUUUGCUACAGUUCUGACAAACGUCGUAGACAUUUUAUAUAAAAAUCAUUAACUGGUGACAUCAAUUGUUCUUUAAAAGAUGAAUGUAAAUGUAAAACUUUUUUGUUUUCUUUUUUCCCCAACAAUAAAUGUUCAAAGAAGACUAA